Molecule: messenger RNA, 3201 nt
Organism: Monopterus albus (swamp eel)
Lineage: Eukaryota; Metazoa; Chordata; Actinopteri; Synbranchiformes; Synbranchidae
Gene: tmem121ab
Product: transmembrane protein 121Ab
Exons: 2
Coding region: 1166-2110 (314 amino acids)
Source: RefSeq, a predicted model, not a curated record
AAGAAGCCUCAGCAGUUACACUUCCCAAAACGGCUCCAACAUUCACGGUUACAUUUCAGAUUCACACUUUCUGAGACAUUGUCGCUCUCCACCUCGUCCUGUCUGUACUGUGCUGCACACGCGUCUGGGAAUUGGAUAUUCUAUAACGUAACUUGACGGCGGUAGUAGUUGUUGGAGCAGCGUUAUCGGCGCCUCCUCGCAGCGGAUUUACAAAGCCUCUCUGGAGUCUGCGAUGAUAUUCAGCACCCUGGACAGAGACUGAGCAUUUCAGCACCCCGGACAGCGCCUCAGCGUCUCCUGAAGGCUGUGGAUAGGCUGGCACGUGGCGAGAGGGGGAAAGAUGGAGCUUCAGCCUGGUGUAAGAGCCUCCCCCCGGGGAAGCCGACAUCGGACGCAAGGCCUCAUGGGCCGUUGACCUGUUGUCUCCGUGAUUUAUGGCGGCUGGGGGCCUUUGGCCACUGCAGACUUCUCUCUUCUCUCUUGCAGGAUUGCAAGAAGCCACACACAUUGCACCACCAUCUACAGGAGACUCCAAAGAGGAAUUUCUUGCACAUGCUGAAUUGCAGCACACACAUGCAUACAUGCAUAAAUCCGCAAGCCACACUCUUGCUUCCUACACUGUCGCAUAUAAAAACAAACGCCUCCACAAACAAUUCUACACUGCAGCACUGGGUCCUGCAGUCUCAUCACAUGUCCAUUAGACCGAGUCCACUCUCAGAGUAUUCUCCAUUUGAUAGUGUGUGGAUUACUAUCUGUCAUGGGGCGCCAGCUCUAGACCCCCUAGCGAAGCUGCUAUUCAGGGGAAGAGCUGGAUCAGUGGAAGUGCACUAAGUAACGAGGUGAUGUUUAUGUUUUCUUGGGGCCUGAGAGCAAUCAGCAGCCAGGAUCUCCCCACUGACUCCACAGAAAUUCUGCUUCUAUGCUGCAACAAUGAUCCUCCUCAAUGGACUAUUAGUACAGUGACUUAUAGUAUUAUUUUAAUAUCAGACACACUGUAGUUGGACUUUUGCUCCUGUGCACACCAGAGCUGUCAGAGCACCUUAAAUACCUUUUAUUCUCCGGCAUUAAAGGUUUGGAGAGAAUUAAAAAAAAGUGUUUACCUUUAGGACUAUCUUUACUUUUGAAAGCCGUGGACUGAGAGUGAGAGCUAGUAGGUGCCCUCACCAUGGUGUUGCCACCCCCAGACAAACGCCACGUGUGCCUGACCACCAUCGUCAUCAUGACAAGCAUGGCCUUCAUGGACGCCUACCUGGUGGAGCAAAACCAGGGUCCUAGGAAGAUUGGUGUGUGCAUUAUAGUGCUGGUAGGGGACGUAUGCUUCCUCAUAGUGUUACGAUAUGUGGCAGUGUGGGUGGGUGCAGAGGUACGCACAGCCCGACGAGGGUAUGCCAUGAUCCUCUGGUUUCUCUAUAUCUUUGUCCUGGAGAUCAAACUCUACUUUGUCUUCCAAAAUUGCAAAGCUGACAGGAAGAGUCUGGAGACAGUAGCACGGAAGGCUUUGACGUUAUUAUUAUCUGUGUGUGUACCAGGUUUAUACUUGGUUCUAGUGGCUCUGGAUAGUAUGGAAUAUGUAAGAACUUUCCGAAAGAAAGAGGACAUGAGGAGCCGUCUGUUCUGGGUGGCUCUGGAUCUGCUGGACCUGCUGGACAUCCAAGCUAACCUGUGGGAGCCACAGCGGACAGGCCUGCCCAUCUGGGCCGAGGGCCUGAUGUUCUUCUACUGCUACAUCUUGCUGCUCAUCCUGCCCUGUGUAUCACUCAGUGAAAUCAGCAUGCAGGGGGAGCACAUGUCACCCCAGAAGAUGAUGCUGUACCCGGUACUGAGCCUGGUCACCAUAAAUGUGGUCACUAUCCUUAUACGUGGUGUAAACAUGGUGUUGUUUCAGGAUAGCCGUGUUUCUACCAUCUUUGUUGGCAAGAAUGUAGUGGCCAUUGCCACCAAGGCAUCUACCUUCCUGGAGUACCGCAGACAGGUGAAGGAGUUCCCCCACCCGCAGAACGCCAUGGCACUGGAGCUCCAACAGAACUCUGUUAGCCACACACAGCAGCUGCCUAAUGCCACCAGUUUGCCACACGAACCUUCACCUGCACAGGACGUCAUUGACACAUGACCGCCAGCGCUGGACUAGUGCCAUUAGAUACUGACUGCUUUUUAUGAAAGCUCCAGGCAUUGAGGUAGAUAGAGAAAUCAGCUGCAUGACAGGAUGAUAGUCUGCUCUUGUCAAGCCCACAUGAACGACUGAGAAACCAUAAAAGAGCUUUUCAGCAUCACCUGCCUGUCAGAACAUACUGCAAACCUACAACUGACUCAGAGUGUGCAGACUUUAAAAUCAAGUCAAGGUCAAAGUUUUUAUCAUGUUAUUGUGUUUUUAAUUGUUUAAAAAUUCUAAAUUUAUAAGAGACAAUCUACAAACUAAGCAGCCUGGUGACAUUAUGCUGUGUAAAAUGAAGAGUUGGUCCUCCCUCGGUGAGUAUCUUGUGUUUAUUUUUAAAGGUCACUUUUUCGACAGUGCAUCUGUGGCAUUUCCUUUUGAUUCCAGCACAAAAGGACAUAGCACUCAGCGUGAAGCAUUGAUGGAGAGGAGGAGCAGAGAGUGACAGGUGUCAGUCAUGAGGGGCUGUCUGCGCUGUGCUAGAGCAAAGUUGGUGGCAAACUAAUGCUUUUCCUUCCAUGUUUGGUUCUGCUGAAAAAGAAGCUCUGUGGAAGCCGUUGCCUUGGUCAGUGUGACGCUUAACAACCAAAGGUCAGGUUAAAGUAUCAGAGCUCAGCACUAUAACAUCCACCGAAGGCACUCAAGAGUGUGUGUGUGUGCAUCCGCUUAUGUGCAUGCACACGUCUGUAUGCCUGAAAGCGUACGAGUUCACCACAGGAGGUUUAGGUUAUUUCACAUUAUUGUGGAAGAGAUGCGAGUGGUUGAUGUGUGUGAUGAAUUGCAAAUGAUAAAAAAUAUAUAGUGAUAUCAGAAAAGAACAAGAUGAUGAUGGAGGAAAGAUACUUUCUCUAUCCUGUACUGUACAUUCCUCUAAAACUAGUUUAAGCCUUGCAAUCAAAGAAUGCAGUGAUCCAGACAGCGCCUCACUGAAGAAUUAACAAAAGAAAAAAGCAUUAAUACAUUAACAUUCAAAAAGAAAAUACUUUUCCUGAUGUUAUUCGGUUUAUUAUUAUUACUAUUAUUAUUAUGUACGUAUAUUCUUCACUUGU